UUUUAAUCUAACGACCCAAUUCCGACCGUGGAUUCUAUUACCUGUAUUGUUAUGACAUUGCACCCUUUACAAUUUGGUCUCGACGUCAACAAUCAUUUCUUGGGAUUGGAUAUAUUCAAUGAUCGUGAAGAUUCAAGGAUCGUGAUGGCUAUUUGAAUUUGACACGAAUAAAAUCCAUUUGGACAUGGAUAGCCCUGUUAACGGUUUAGUUGCGGUACACGUAGGUGCUGGGAAACAUUCGCUUAUCUUGAAACAAAAAUACCAAAAACUAUGUGGUCUUGCAUGCAGAAAGGCAACCGGUAUUCUGAAAGCUGGAGGGAAUGUUUUGGAUGCUGUAGUUGAAGCUACCAUCAUACUGGAGGAUUCACCAUUAACAAAUGCUGGAUAUGGCUCAAAUCUCACGUUUGAUGGAAAGGUCGAGUGUGAUGCCAGUGUAAUGAAUGGCCUAACACUGCAGUUUGGUGCAGUCGGGGCUGUGGGAUGUUUGAAAAAUCCAAUAGCAACUGCAAAGCUUCUGUGCAACCAACAAUCCAACAACAUCUCUUUUGGCAGAGUUCUUCCCAGUUUCUUAGUUGGAGAUGGAGCUCUCAUUUGGGGAAAGGAAAGAGGCUUGGAAGCUGUCCCAGCUGCAGAAUUAAUCUCUGUCAAGGCUUUGAAGAUUUAUAAAUACUACAAGCGAAAGGUCUUGAAUGCUGAAAAUAUACACAGGCAAAUCUCUACAAAAAUGGAUACAAUUGGUGCCAUAUGUGUGGAUGCUGCGGGAAAUGUUGCGUCUGCUUGCUCUAGUGGUGGCAUUAUACUGAAGCAUCCAGGCAGAGUUGGGCAGGCUGCAGUCUGGGGUUGUGGAGUAUGGGCACGUAACGGAAAGGUUUAUCCUGAUUGUUCUGUGGCAACAAGUACAUCCGGAUGUGGAGAACAUUUGAUAUCUACAACUUUAGCUCGCUCCAUUGCUGAGGGCAUAUCAAGUUCCAACUGUCCUACUACAGCUCUCCACAGCAUAAUGAAGACUGAUUUUAUAGAGUCACCAUUCUUGACAUUUUCGGGCCCAAAACUUGGCGGGGCUAUCGCCAUUAAAUAUUCUCCUCAGGAAGGCAGUGGGGAUCUCCUCUGGAGUCACACCACAGAAUCAAUGAUUAUAGGGUACAUGAGCACCAAGGAAGCAAAAUCAAAGAGUCGUAGGUCAGUAUUGACAACACCAGAAGUAGGCAGAAAAGCGGUUGUGGAAGGAAUCGGUUUCAGGAUAUGAAUGUCUAAAAUUUGUGAUACGAUCGUUCUCUGAAUAAAUUCUCUGAACGUUCAUCAGUCAGUGAAAAAAGCUACCAAUCAGGAGAUGAUGAAAUGGCUUUGCAGUCUAAGACACUCUUGGGUUUUUUUCUCAUAACGAGAUACACUACCAGUUGUGAAUUAUAGAAUUUUUAUUCCUUUUUUACAUUAUAUACAUUCCUAUGUAUGAUAAAUAGAAUUAGUUCGAUAGAA
Molecule: messenger RNA, 1476 nt
Organism: Athalia rosae (coleseed sawfly)
Lineage: Eukaryota; Metazoa; Arthropoda; Insecta; Hymenoptera; Athaliidae
Gene: Tasp1
Product: threonine aspartase 1-like
Exons: 8
Coding region: 185-1246 (353 amino acids)
Biological process (GO): protein maturation
Molecular function (GO): threonine-type endopeptidase activity
Source: RefSeq, a predicted model, not a curated record